ACGAGGCUGUUGGUUUAAAGCAGAGCUGCACAGCAUACAGAACACACUCACACACAGUAGAGCAAGUCUCAUGACAUUACAUUAGAGGUGUGUGGAUGCACUCCACACAAACACAUAAACACACACACUCAUAUAAACAUACACGUGUGGACUGGACUGCUCCACUACUGGACCUCUCACUCAGCAGUACCCUCCGAAAGGUUUGUUGAUACGUCUACCUCCUCAAAUGAUAGCUUGAUUUUGCAGGGUAUCAUUUUGCAUCUCCUCUCUUUUUGAACAGAGCCACAAAGCCUAUAAUUAACAGCUCUUGUCCUCUAUGGAGUUUAAUUGGGCUUAAAUGGCUUAGAUUCCUAAGCAGCCAUCUUAAUGCACAUUCCUUUAAAACCCUUCUAACUGUGCUGGGAAACGGUUAUAGAACACCUAAAACUCCCCCUUUUAAGACCUCUCUCGGGACUAAACAGCAGAGAAAGAGGGAGACCUAUCUAUCCCUCCCUUCAUCACCUCCUUUCAGCAGUCCAGGCAGGAGAAACCGUGGGAGAGAAGGAGAAGAGGAGGAAAGAACAGUAGAGCUGGCGCCAUCGUCUAUUGAACCUAUCCACCGCUUAAUUUCCUGUAAUCUGGGGGUUACUGUUGCUAGUGGGGACAUGGACACUUCUAUACCUGUGUUGGCUGCCGGGGACAAAGUGUGUGACAAGACGGUGUGCGAGGCACUGGGCCACUUCGAAGCCACACUGGCGGCGGCGGUGCGCGAGGUGCAUGUGGAUGUGAGCGCCUUCAAGCGGGGUGUGGAGCGGCGGGUGGACGAGGCGUGCCGGGCACAGCGACCCCUGGCCGAGGCUCUUCAGCGGCUGACGCAGGAGAACCUGCAGCUCCGAAGCCAGCUGGAGGUGCUGGCCUGCCUGAUGGAGGGUCUGACGGGAAGAGUGGUGGACAGAAGCGCCCUCGAGGAGAGGGCCAGUAGGGGAUGGAUCCCUAUGACUUCGUCCCAGGGGACGGUUUACAUAAGCCAGGGGAGCCCCUCCACCACGGUCCCCUCUGGACUGUCGGAGUCUGGUUCUUCUGGUCUUGGUUCUGAUGCCUCUAGUUCUACAUCAGCCUCUCUCUCCAGCAGGGAGCCAAUGGGGGAUACCAGCAUGUCUAAUGUUGUUGAACAAAUGGAAGAGAAAAAUGUUGCUGUGUUGGAGAAUGGACAUGACAAAGAACGGAAGUCUGCUGGUCAUUCAUUAGUAGAUGUCACCUCACCCAAAGCAAAAUCGGAUGAUUUGUAUAAAUCUGAGGGCUCGUCAUUCGGCAAUCCUCAUCUUCCCUGCACUGCCAUGACCAAAACGGACUCCCCCACUAGCCCCAAACCGCCAGCACUAUCUCCUGCUUUGGCCCAAAAGUGUCCUGCUUCAACACCAAAGUCUCCUACCUAUCCAAUAGCAGACGUCACCACUCCCAAAACAGCACUUGAUGUUCUGUUCAGUCCCGCAGAGACUUUGCCUGGACAACAUCAGGAAGUGAGGUCACCAGUCAGCAGUCAUGCAGCUCAGCAAGAGCACCCCACCCCUGUAUCUCUGGCCCCGCCCUAUGCCUCUGUCAGUGUCAUGAGCAGAACUAGCCCCGGGGUACCAACUGCAUCAGCCCCGACUCAGUCCCCUGCCACCCCAUCUUGGGCCCCUGACGCCCCAACUCAGUCUCCUGCAGCCCCAACCAGGUCUUCUGCAGCCCCAAGUCAGUCUUCUGCUGCCCCAAGUCAGUCUUCUGCUGCCCAAUCUCAGUCUCCUGCAGUCCCUCCAUCUCCUGCCCCUGCACCCAAAACACCUAGACAAUCAGUAUUUGAGGAGACCAAACCCAAAGCAUCAGGAGAAUUUCCUUUCAAACGUAGUGAACGUGUAGUACAUGCAGUUAAGGCAGCGAGCCCGAGUCUUACCCGUAGCAUGAGCUUCACAGCAACCACAGAAAAACUCCUACCACCCAGAAAAGUGCCUCCCCCUGGCACAGACAGGAGCCUGGACAAGUUUGGCGGUCUGGAAAGUUUUGGCGGUCCGAACAAGUUUGGCAUUCUGGACAGGCUUGGUGGUCUGGACAAGUUUGGGGAGAGGAAGCUGCAGAGGUCACAAACGCUGCCUCGCAACCUCGGGAUGCAGGGCAAACGGUCUCUGUUUGAAGGUUUGGCCUACGAGUGUGGCAGGUCCAAGGCUGCAGGAUCAAAGCCCAAACUGCAGCACUCUCAGAGUUUCAACAGCGCUAGCAACAUCAAGGCAAUGCUCCUGGAAUGGUGCCGCUCCAAAACCAUUGGCUACCAGAACAUAGACAUCCACAACUUCUCAUCCAGCUGGUGUGAUGGGAUGGCAUUCGCUGCCCUGGUCCACUCCUUUUUCCCCCUGGUGUUUGACUACAACACACUGAACCCUGCCAAUCGUAAACACAACUUUGAAGUGGCCUUCACCACAGCAGAGGAGCAAGCCGACUGUGUGCGUCUCAUAGAGGUGGAGGAUAUGAUGGUGAUGGGUAGCAGACCAGACCCUAUGUGUAUUUUCACCUACGUCCAGUCCCUCUACAACCACCUCAAGAAGUUUGAAUGACACUUCCAUGCAGAGAUGAGCACCCCUAUCAUCACCAGUUACAUUGACUCAUGUCGUCAGCAAACCAAAGCACUACUCCCUACAUUGUUCAAAUCUUGAUAACUGUUUAUGACGAUUGUGCCUGUAGAAUUCUAUUUGAAUUCUUCUGGUCCUGUAAAAUUGUGCUGGGCAUAUGGUUUGGGGAUUUAUUUUUCCUCAUUUAGAAAAUAGAGGUAGUAAAUUGGGGAAAAUAUUGGUAGUUUUACAAAUAUAUUUUUUGACUUAGAGCCAAAUACUGGUUAUUUUCUAUUGGUAUAAUAUGGAUGCUGUAACGACGUUUGUCUGUAGAAGGAGAAGCGGACCAAAAAGCAGCGUGGUGGUUACUCAUGUUCUUUAAUGGAAAAUGAACGAUACAUGAAAUAACUUAAAUCUACAAAACAA
Molecule: messenger RNA, 2987 nt
Organism: Oncorhynchus mykiss (rainbow trout)
Lineage: Eukaryota; Metazoa; Chordata; Actinopteri; Salmoniformes; Salmonidae
Molecular function (GO): protein binding
Source: RefSeq, a predicted model, not a curated record